AUGGUGACUCCACUGUCAGGGGUCCCCUAUGUGGCGAGCCCGUCGCCAUCCGCGAACAAUAGUACGGCGAAUUUUGCCGCUUCUACAGCUUCCGUAUCCCAUCAUCCAUGGAGCACCCAUAGUGCGGUGGUGAACGGGAUUUCAUCCAGCCCUCUCUCUCUUAGCUCCGUACCUUGGGUGUCUGCCCCUGUGGCACCAUCACCGGUAUUAGUAGACGCGCAAGGCACUGGUAGUCCUGCGACGGCACUUGCAACUCGAGCAGUCGAGAGGGCUGCGCCGUCGAAUGGAGUCUCGAGCGUGGCCACCGACGGUCUCAGCACCAGUUCGCCGUCUUCAGGCUUCAAUCUAGGAAACAACUCGCCUCCACACUUCCCGCUGGCGACGGGGUUCGCGGCGUACGUGGCUGCGGCUCCACUGGGUGCGGAGGAACUCACUGGCGCCGCAACGAGAAAAUGGAGGGCGGUUAGUGAGUCGCCACUGGGUUCCGCUGCACGGCAGCAGCCAUCUCCGCAUCAUGGCAACUCCCUCGCUCCCCAAGACCCGCGGAUACCCUCACAGGAAGGCCUCGCGGCCACCCUGCCCUUCGCGGCGCACGACGCAGGCUACACGCCCGGCUCCGCAAACCGCAAGCGGGCUGUGGAUACAUCCACGACGGAAGGCGGCGCGGCGAGCUUCCUCUCCAUUACGACAAGUAACGCUACAGCAACAAUGACCUCCGACGUAGCGCGGCCUCAUUCGUCCACGCCAGGCACCCACAGCAGUGUGGGUGCCGAAUCCCCGCCAACCUCGAUUGCCGCUCGCAAUAACGGUGAAGUGAAAGGCGAGGUCAACUGCGAGGAACCUGUGCAGACCACCAACACCAACGCCGAAGACUGGUUGCAGAUGCAGUUGAGCAGCGACGGCAGCGCCCUGGACCAGUGCAACUCAGCGAUUCUGCCGCUGCCCCGGCUGCAACUCAUCGACUCAAAGAAUCGCAACACGUUGGAAACCCCCACCUGUCCUGUCGACGGUAGCAGAGAUGCUGGCGGCAUUCCUGUCGUCAGCGUGGGGUCGCCCACCACUCACCCUAACCCCAUCGCGAACGACUACAUCAGCUUCCGCAGCGACAACAGUAGUCCUUUGUCGUCGCUUGCAAAGUCAAGCGUGGGAGAAUGCGAAAUGGACUACCGGCGAGGAAGUGCAGCAGCGACGGUGCACGAGGCGCAACUGAGCACCUCGUGUGACGCCGAGCGUGUCAGCAGCUCGCGCGUCGGUAGGCUCACUGCACAGAGUGAGGCAUUGGUCUCUUCUGCUACUGGUACGCAAUCCUCUCCUUCUCGCCAACCGGGUGCUUCGGCUGCUGGGGCGCUGAUGUGCAAAGCCACCGCUGCGCACCAGCUCUCCAGCACCUCCGCUCCCGACGCCUGGGCCGUGCCGCUGUCAGCCAACAUGGCCCCGGAGCAAAAUUCAGAGCCGUGCUCCUUCACCCACCAGCGGCCGUCUGGUUAUCGCACGAGUGGUUCAAACGACGAAAAUGGGAAGCCUGGGCACGACGCCGCUGCAACAACGCAUUCACCCAGUGCUGUUGCAACAGUCACUGCCGCGCGGCCUCUCUCACCUGCCCUUUCCCCUUGUGAUAAGAAAAGCGACACUCCUGUCGUGCUAACGGAGUGGAGCAUAGACUCACUACCCACGUCUGCCUGCACGCGCCGCGUCCCAGAGAGUAAAGAUGACGAUAAAUAUGUCAGCGGCCACGCGACGAUGCUAGCCCCCACCUCCGUGACCUCCUCGAGGUUGCAAUUUCAGUCAGCAGGGAGCAUGAACUACGAUGAGGCCUCCGAGAUUCUAAUGGAGCCGUGCUCCAUAAACUCCCCUCUUCGCAAAGAAGCCUCCAGCAGCAUGAUCGUCUCGGGCGCUAGGAAAGGGGGUGGUGCUGGUAGUGCCAACGGUAUCGAAAGUAACCUCUUGGGCACCUCACAACCGCUUUCCGCGCAGCGGCGGACGUGCGCGGACGCGAUGACUUCCACACCCGCUGCCAACCCCGCCACCCGUCUGUCCCUCAGCGAAUCUGGUGUGCAAGAAAAAGCCGGCGACUUGUCGGGUUUCACUUCAACUCGCGCGUCAUCAGAUGGAUUGCCACCGACCUCCACGUGGACGGCCGCGGCGAGUGGCAACCGACCGAUUCCCGGCGCCGCAGAGCAGCAGCCGCAGCGGGACUCCGUCGUGCCGGAUAAUGGCGUUAGUUCCGCUUCGCGCUCGCUGCACAGGGACACAGGGCAACUCAGCGUCGACUCCGGCGACGGUAACGGCUUGCUGAACACUCCGCAGGGGUUUGACAGAUCGUUUUUGGUAGACUCGUCCACAGCGCUCGCACAGCAGCAACCCCGUUACGUCGUGGUGGACGGCGUAGUGGCCGAAAACGACGACAUGUGGGGUGAGCUAACAUCAUCUGCGCCAGCACCCGCAGCGCAUCCACCAGCCAAACAAACCGUGGACGCACUGACGCAACACGUCACCUUCGCCUCCCCGGCUACGACGCUCUUUGUGGAGCCGCCUCCGUCAUCGUGGGCGGACAGGGAGUACUUCUCGCCUGACUAUGCUCGCAUGGAAUACAAAGACAGCGAGGAUGGGAGCCCGUCAGAGCAGCAGCAGCAGCAGCUCGCUGAUGUGCCCCUCGUGAAUGAAGAAGAAGAUGAGGUGCUACGGAGCGUUCCUCGCUUUCGCUUUCGGCACGGAAGCGUCCGCGCGCAGGCGCUAUCCCCGCUGCCUGGUGUCGCGGUGCAGCUCAGAGCCCCUGCUUGGGAGGCCUGGUCAUGUGGAAGCAGCGGCAUGCGGCGCAAGAUGAGUGCGGUGGACAGCGACGAAGUUGCACGUACGGAGUCGUGCGCGACGCAUACGCAGCAGCAGGCGGAACCGACCGAGCUAGUGCCCCCGCAAGGAAGUGAAGAGACAGCGGAGACAGGAUCUGCCACCGCAGGGAAGGCACAGCGCGUUUUCUUCACAAAAGAGCUGCUGGCGUCUCGUGCAGCGCUGAUGCAGUCUCGGCGUACCGGUGUGCAAGCUGCAGGCUCCACCAACGAUGCCACUGCAGCAACCGCAUCACGUUUGCUCCCUGGGCCAGAAGCGUCCUCGGUGUCUCUUCUUCGACCUCCUCCGGCGGCUACCGGCAGCAGUGGUGAUGACGGCGGCUCCGCACUUCGCAUCCACCUUGCUCCCCCUUCGGCUGCUGCCAACACCAUUUCCCUCGCUCUGCCUGGCUUUGCCGCGCCCGUGACAUCUACGCCAACUGCGACUCGGCACGACAACAAGGUGACUCAGGCGUCAUCCUCUCCCUCACCUGAUCAGAAAGACGCUUUCAGAGAUGCCGACGGCAAUGAUGGUUUUGGCGAGUGGGUCCAGCCGCCGCGGCGCGCGGCCUCGGAGUGCCCACUGCCUGAAACAGUAGCAUCACCGAACGCCCCUCAGGUGUUGACGAGGGAGCGGUGUACACAGCUUCUUGCUUCCCUUGGAAGAGAAAGCGCACUGGUGAUGCAAUCAGCGGCGUCAUGUGAAGUUGACACGGUGCGCGUCGAGGACGUGCUGCGCAACGUCUUCGGCGACAGAGCUGCCGUGUCUGACUCGCUGCAUGGCAAGCCUCCACCAGAUGCGUCGCCGGAGCCGAUCUCGGCAGAUGGCGCGUCCCCAGACGAUCCCUUGGCUCCUGCUGAGUCGCUAUCUACCAUGAAGCGCGUCUUGGAGGCGCUGUCUUUCACCUCUCUCACGAGCCGUGUCCCCGAAGUCAGUCCGACAAGCAACGGUGCAGUUGUGCCACCGAUACUAUUUGACCCGCACAUGGGCGGGCAGUCCUUUGCAGCCAGCGCUGGUAUCGCAUAUCUUGCUGGAGCAUCUGCAUCGACGGACGGAAAGGGUCCGGUACAGGCGGAGGGCAGAACCGCUCCAAGUGCGUCGGCGGAGAUGGCGGCACUGCAGGAGGUCGAUGUCAAAGACGGCGAAGAUGCGAGUGUGCUGCUGACGCGAGAACGUCUCUUCCCCUUGAGCGCGCAUGGCGCUAGUUCUCUCCGUAGGGACACGGCAAUGCUGUCGGUGGCGUCGUUUCUGGGAAGUCGACGCCUACCAGACGCUCUCACCGAAGCGCAGUGGACGGAGAGGGACGUCCUCCUGGCGGUGCUGCAGGAAGAGUGCCGUAUGGCACAAGAGAACAGUGCCGCAGAGACGGAGUGUCUUCAAGAUGUACUGAAGACCGUGUGCUCGUGA
This is a messenger RNA of Leishmania braziliensis MHOM/BR/75/M2904, 4233 nucleotides long. RefSeq lists its product as hypothetical. The transcript has a single exon. NCBI's taxonomy places the organism in Eukaryota, Euglenozoa, Kinetoplastea, Trypanosomatida, Trypanosomatidae. Bases 1 to 4233 code for a protein of 1410 amino acids. The record is from RefSeq and is a predicted model, not a curated record.